This is a messenger RNA of Xiphophorus maculatus (southern platyfish), 4834 nucleotides long. Its product is annotated as NLR family CARD domain-containing protein 3-like. The transcript is spliced from 13 exons. NCBI's taxonomy places the organism in Eukaryota, Metazoa, Chordata, Actinopteri, Cyprinodontiformes, Poeciliidae. The record is from RefSeq and is a predicted model, not a curated record. Bases 1382 to 4834 code for a protein of 1150 amino acids. Gene Ontology annotation, biological process: regulation of apoptotic process.
CUGGAAACAUGGAAGGAGAAAAAUCUGAACAUUGUGUGGAUUAAAUCCCUGGUUUUAUUCCAGAAUGUUACAUGGAAUAACAGGAACAGGAUUAAAUCAUGUUCUGGUGGAUGAAACUCAAAUGUGAAGGAAAUCAGAACAGGAGCAGCAGGAGUUCAUCCUGCAGUCGGUGGGUUGCUGGUUCGAUUCCCGCCCUCAUCGUUUGUGUCCCUCCACAGUCGCUCCGUUUCCAUCAACUAUAAAAACUGAGAAAUGUAACGGAAUAAACCCACUGAGGGGUUUGGAUGAAAGUUUUAGCGGUAGCAUGAGGAGGUUUUUCAGCCAAUCGAAACACUUUUUCACACCACGAGUCACGUGAUCAACAGCCGGAUGUUACUGCUGGGCGGAAACCAGGAAGACGGCAGGAAGUGUUUGGAGGAUAAUGGUUUGUUUUAGUUUUUUCUGGCUCCUCCAGAGCUUCACAGCAUCAGGUGAGAAAAAGCUGAGAGUCGUUCCAACAUGUUGAAUCCACCGCUCUUCUGUCAAAAUACAAUUUCCCAAAACGCAGCACAGGUAGCCGCUUCACAGUAGGCGGGGCUUAUCGCUCCAAGGCCUGAACGAGACGCUGACGUCUCCUCUGAUUGGCUGAUAGAUGAUGAGCGCUAGCGCCACCAUGGCUGAGUUAUGAGUUUGAACUUUCCAUCCGUGUCUGCCAUGAAUAUUAAUGACUUUUCUCUGGAGAUAAAUUAUUCACAUGUGGUUUUAAUUUCAUUUCUUAUUUCAUGGAAACACUGCAACAGUGAAAUUGUGUUUUUUUGACAUUAGCAGAAAACAGACUGAGAUUUGCUGACAGUUGUCAUGGAAACCUCCCAGAGUGAUGAAGACUCCUCCAGGCCUUCAUCGCCGCAGCUCGUUCCUGCUGCUGCUGCAGCACCCAGACACCGGCGGCCCUCGGGGGCCCGGCGGUGGCAGCAUCAUGCCGCCGCCUCUCUGUGUUUCCUGCAGGAGAAGGAAGGCGGCGUCCUGCCGUCCUGGAGGAUCUGCUGUUCUCCACCAUGGCAGAGGGACAGGAGGACGUCCCAGCGUGAGUCUCCAGAGGACGGACACGGAGACGCCGUCCGCCUCGCCGUCUCUGCCUUCAGGCUCUGAAAUCCACGGGGCGUCGGACCGGAGACCCUCGGCUCAAAGAGGUCAAGGAGACGCUGAAGGUCGCCAUGGAGACGACCUCAGACGGAGCGCUGGACCGACUCCUCCUCAAGAAGUGACCACACCUGUGCUUUGAGAGGGGGCGGAGCCUCAGGUGGGUCGGGUUCAAGUUCUGGAGAAUCAGGUCCGGUUCUCCAGUCGCUCCGACUCGGUUUGUGUGAACAGAAGGAGAAGCAAAGAUCUGAUCAGAUAAAAGAUGGCGCAGAAGCAGGAAGUCCAGCAGGAUUUUGAGGAAAAACUUUUCAAAGUUCGCAGUGAGUUUGUGAAGAGAGUUUCUGAGGAAAUCCUGAUUCAGCUCCUCGAUGACCUGGAAACAGACGGUGUCUUUAAUCUUUCGGAGAAACGGGCAAUACUUGAAGGGAACCAAAUAACAGCAAACAAGGCCCGGGAGACCAUAGAUGCUGUGAGGAUGAAAGGACAGAGAGCCUGCAGAUUGAUGAUCAAACGUCUUCACUUUAUAGAUCCUGCCCUGUCCAAUCAGCUGAGUUUGUCCUCUAACUCCUCUGAUUUAGGCCAGAAGAUGGAAGAUCAGGACAGAGCAGAACCUCUAGGACCCAUCAGUCCGUCUGUGAGGAGUGACCGGUCCAAACCAGAACCUCCAGAGUUCAGUAAUGAACCUGGACCCUCAGACAGAAAGAGCUGUGAGUGUGAAGAAAGACCCAGAACAGGAUCUGAACGGCCGACAGCCAAUCAGAGGAGCUGUUCUCCAGAGGAAAAACUUUCCAAGGUUCGCCCUGAGUUUGUGGAGAAAGUUUCUGAGGAAAUCCUGAAACGGCUCCUUGAUGACCUUCUAUCAGAUGGGGUCUUUCAUCAUUCAGAGAUUGAAGGUAUACUGCAGAAGAACCCAACCAGAGCAGACAAGGCCCGCGACACCAUAGAUGCUGUGAUGAAGAAAGGACAGAGAGCCUGCAGAUUGAUGAUCAAACGUCUUCAUCACAGAGAUCCGACUCUGUCCAACCAGCUGGGUUUGUCCUCUGACUCCUCUGGUCCAGAUUUUGAUAUUCGGUGUCAACGUGAGCUUAAAGCGUCUCUGAAGAAGAAGUUCCAGAGUCUCUUUGAAGGCGUCGCUGAAGCUGGAAAUAAAACCGUUCUGAACCAGAUCUACCCAGAGCUCCACAUCACAGAGGGGUUAACUAGAGAGGUCAACCAGGAACAUGAGGUCAGACACAUUGAAACAGCAUCCAGGAAACAAGAAACAACGAUCAGAAGAGAAGACAUCUUUAAAGUCCAACCUGGAAGAGAUGAACCAAUCAGAACAGUGAUGACCAUGGGAGUGGCUGGCAUUGGGAAAACACUGUUAACACAGAAGUUCACUCUGGACUGGGCUGAAGGCAAAACCAACCAGAACAUUGAUUUCAUAUUUCCAUUCACUUUCAAAGAGCUGAAUUUGCUGAAAGAAGAAAAGCUCAGCUUAUUAGAACUGAUUCAUAGCUUCUUCACUAAAACCAAAGAAAUCAGCAGCUUUGAAAAGUUCCAGGUUCUGUUCAUCUUUGAUGGUCUGGAUGAAAGUCGAUUUACUCUGGACUUCAACAACAAUCCGAUCCUGACUGAUGUUACAGAGUCCAGCUCAGUGGAUGUUCUGGUGACAAACCUCAUCAGGGGGAAACUGCUUCCCUCUGCUCUCCUCUGGAUAACCACACGACCUGCAGCAGCCAAUCAGAUCCCAGCAACAUUUGUUGACAUGGUGACAGAGGUCAGAGGGUUCACUGACCUCCAGAAGGAGGAGUACUUCAGGAAGAGAUUCAGAGAUGAUGAAGAGAAGGCCAGCAGGAUCAUCUCCCACAUCCAGAAAUCAAAAACUCUCCACAUCAUGUGUCACAUCCCAGUUUUCUGCUGGAUCACUGCUAAUGUUCUGGAGAAUGUGAUGGAGACCAGAGAGGGAGGAGAGCUGCCCAAGACCCUGACUGAGAUGUACAUAGAGUUCCUGGAGGUUCACUUUGCAAUCAAGGAGGAAAAGUAUUUUGGAAAAGCUGAAGAAGAUCCAGAGAACAAGAAGCUGAUUGAGUCUCUAGGAAAACUGGCUUUUGAGCAGCUGCUGGAGGGAAACCUGAUCUUCUAUGACAAAGAGCUCAAACAGUGCAGCAUCAACAUCAAAGAUGCUGCGUUGUCCUCAGGAGUGUUCACUGAAAUGUUUAAAAAGGAGAGAGGGACGUGCGACAUCUCCAUCUACUCCUUUGUUCAUCUGAGCAUCCAGGAGUUUCUGGCUGCAGUCUACAUGCUCCACUGUUUCACCAGCAGGAAGUCAGAGGUGAUCAAGACGUUUCUGGGAGAAAAAUACAGAGAAACAUCUCUAGAUGAGUUCAUGAAGAAAGUCAUGGAGAAAUCCCUCCGCAGUAAAAAUGGCCACUUGGACCUGUUUGUCCGCUUCCUUCAUGGUCUCACUGUGGAGUCCAACCAGAGACUCUUAGAAGAUCUGCUGGGUCAGACAGAGAACAGUCCAGAAACCAUCCAGAGAAUCAUCACCAACCUGAAGGAGAUGAACACUGAAUAUAUCUCUCAUGACAGAAGAAUCAUCACCAACCUGAAGGAGAUGAACUCUGAUAAAAUCUCUCCUGACAGAAGAAUCAACAUCUUCUACUGUCUGGUGGAGAUGAACGACGUCUCAUUUUAUCAGGAGAUCCAACGGCUGCUGGAUUCAGGGAAGGAGCUCUCAGAGACUGACUGUUCAGCUCUGGCCUUCAUGCUGCAGAUGUCAGAGGUUCUGGAUGAGUUGGACCUGGAGAAGUACAACACAUCAGAUUUUGGACGACGGAGACUGGUUCCAGCUGUGAGGAACUGCAGAAAGGCUCGACUUGGUGGCUGUUUGAUCCAAAUGGCUGAAUGUGAAGUUUUGGCCUCGGCUCUGAAGUCCAACCCAGAUCUGACUGAACUGGAAAUAAAUCAGAUCUUCAUAAAUGAAGGUGGAGACUCUGAUCUGAAGCCUCUGGUUGAGAUCCUGGAGAGUUCAGUCAGUAAAGUGAAGAAUCUGAGAUUGUUUGACUGCAGUUUGCCAGAGACCAGCUGGACUUCUCUGUUCUCAGCUCUGAAGUUCAACUCGACCCAUCUGACAGGACUGACCCUGUACAGAACCAAGCUGGAAGAUUCUGGACGGAAGGAGCUCUGUGGUUUUCUACAAACUGAAGGCUGCAGACUGGAGACAUUGAGAUUGAGGGGCUGCAGUUUGUCAGAGACCAGCUGGACUUCUCUGUUCUCAGCUCUGAAGUCCAACCCGACCCAUCUGACAGAACUGGGCCUGAUCAGCACCAACCUGGAAGAUUCUGUAGUGAAGGAGCUCUGUGGUUUUCUACAGACUGAAGGCUGCAGACUGGAGACAUUGAGGUUCCAGGAAUGCAUUUUGUCAAAGACCAGCUGGACUUCUCUGUUCUCAGCUCUGAAGUUCAACCCGACCCAUCUGAGAGAACUGGACCUGGACAGCGCCAACCUGGAAGAUUCUGGAGUGAAGGAGCUCUGUGGUUUUCUACAGACUGAAGGCUGCAGACUGGAGACAUUGAGUUUGUAUCACUGCAGUUUGUCAAAGAUCAGCUGUGAUUAUUUGGCCUCAACUCUGAAGUCCAACCCGACCCGUCUGACAGAACUGGACCUGAGACACAAUAACCUGAAGGAUUCAGAUGUUCGGCAGCUGAAGCGUCUUGUAAAGACUGUAAAGUAA